Molecule: messenger RNA, 1156 nt
Organism: Rhododendron vialii
Lineage: Eukaryota; Viridiplantae; Streptophyta; Magnoliopsida; Ericales; Ericaceae
Product: derlin-2.2
Exons: 7
Coding region: 137-871 (244 amino acids)
Biological process (GO): endoplasmic reticulum unfolded protein response
Cellular component (GO): Hrd1p ubiquitin ligase ERAD-L complex; endoplasmic reticulum membrane
Molecular function (GO): misfolded protein binding; ubiquitin-specific protease binding
Source: RefSeq, a predicted model, not a curated record
CCCAAGCGCCCUUGUAUAAAUCAGCUCCUUCUAGUUUUCGUGAUUUACCAUGAACUUUCUCUCAUAUCACUUCUCUCUCUCCUAUUCCAAUCCCCUGACAUACCUCGCAGUACACCGACUUUAGGGUUUCGGUUUGAUGGCUCAAGCUGUUGAAGAAUGGUACAAACAGAUGCCGAUCAUUACUCGGUCGUAUCUCACUGCUGCAAUCGUUACCUCUAUCGGUUGCUCGCUCGAUAUUAUCUCUCCUCAUAACUUGUACUUGCACCCCAAGCUUGUGGUCAAGCAUUACCAGUUUUGGCGGCUCGUCACGAAUUUCCUUUACUUCCGGAAAAUGGAUUUGGACUUCCUGUUUCACAUGUUCUUUCUUGCUCGAUACUGCAAGCUUCUUGAAGAAAAUUCUUUCAGGGGAAGGACUGCAGAUUUCUUUUAUAUGAUCUUAUUUGGCGCUUCUGUUUUAACUGGAAUUGUUCUCCUAGGGGGGAUGAUACCUUAUGUAUCUGAGUCAUUUGCAAAGAUAAUAUUUCUGAGUAAUUCAUUAACAUUCAUGAUGGUCUAUGUGUGGAGCAAGCAAAAUCCUUACAUCCACAUGAGUUUCUUGGGGCUCUUUACUUUUACUGCAGCUUACCUUCCAUGGGUUCUUUUGGGAUUCUCUGUUCUUGUUGGUGCCAGUGCCUGGGUGGAUCUACUGGGAAUGAUAGCUGGUCAUGCCUACUAUUUUCUUGAAGAUGUGUACCCUCGGAUGACAGGCCGUCGACCCCUUAAAACCCCAUCGCUUAUUAAAUGGCUAUUUGCAGAUGAGCCUGUAGUGGUGGCGAGGCCCACAGAUGUGAGAUUUGCUGCUCCACCUGUUCAGGAACCUGAACCAAAUUAAUCAGAUCUUUGGAUGACAGAGACAAAUGCUAAGGUGGUAAAUCUGCUUGAAGAAUCUGUUGGAUGGUCAGAUGAUUAUAGUAGGCCCUUUAUUGGUGAGAAUACAUUUUGAGUGACACAUUAAUUGAAACUGGUUUGCCAUUUUGAGUGAUGGCUGUGUUCGAUGUCUUGCCAUACAGAUUCGAGUUUGGUUAUUGUAUAAUUCAGGCUGCACGGUACUUGUGAGAAAUCUACUUUUUGUAAAUCUCAUUUUUUGCAUAAUCUUUUAUGAGUUUACUUGCUAUUA